AGAUUCCCCCCAAACCUCCAGACCCUCCCAGACCCCCAGACCAAAGGCAGCUGGAGUCAGUUUGUUUGGAGAUAAACUGUCGACGUCCAGCUGCAUCCUGAAUGUAUUUGUUCACCUUCUUAAUGUUACUUUGCGUCUCAUUGGAUGAUUCCAGUAGAGAGCACAUCAGACAAUUAAGGAUAGAAAUAGAAAUUCUUGAUUUGCAUGAUGUAAAAUCCACCAAAAAACACAAAGAAGAAGAAGAAUCGUGAUGUAAAAAGUAAACAUGGCGACACUUGUGGACACUCGUUUGUCACUGUGCAGCAGCAACGAGUUAACUGACUUUUAACUUCAGUGACCCCUGACCUCUGACCCCUGACCUCUGACCCUGUCACAUCCCCACACUGCCCUGCCGUUCACGUGUGUAUCCAGACACGUGCAGGUUACGUGCUGCACACAAACACGUAGCUGUCUGUCUGGUGGAAAAGCUGAUCGAUCAGUAAAGCUGAUGCCAGUGUGUAUUUCCAGCAGCUGUACAGAAGCAAACAUCUGUCCACAAGAAAAAAAAAACACGUCUCGCUCACACGGCGUCCCAGGUGACCACCUGUGAGGCCGCAGGCUGCUUCUGUCUGUACCGGACGUGUCACCGUCCGGUCGCUGCUCCGCCUCCAGCGUUUCUCUCCUGAACAGAAAGGAAAGUUGCAGCUGGUUUCUCCUGACGGACCUGAUGAUGUCACGUCUCACUGAGGCAGAUGUUCCUCCAUGAUUCUUCUGCUUCAACAGAUUCACACUGUCGACUAGUGUGUCAUGGAGGUGUCGGCUCACAGCCUCUUCCUGCUGCAGCAGCUCAACGUUCAGAGGGAGUUCGGCUUCCUGUGCGACUGCACCGUCGCCAUCGGCAACGUGUACUUUAAAGCCCACCGAGCCGUUCUGGCCGCCUUCUCCAACUACUUCAAGAUGAUCUUCAUCCAUCAGUCCAGUGAGUGUAUAAAGAUUCAGCCUACAGACAUCCAGCCGGACGUCUUCAGCUACUUGUUACACAUCAUGUACACCGGUUUGUGUCCGAAGCAGCCGGUGGAUCAGAGUCGUCUGCAGGAAGGCAUCAAGUUCCUUCACGCCUACCAGCUGUGUCGAAAACCCGGUGAGGGCGCCGCCGACGCCGCCACCGACGUGGUCCGCAUGUCCAACCUGUACGGCAUCCAGAUCUCCUCCCAGCUGGCCAACAAGGACGCGGCCGGAGUCCCCAAAACCACCACGGUGGCCCGCGGGGCCCUGGAGGACGGGCACCGGGGGGGGCGGUCUCACUCGCAGCUGUCCCUCGCCGUCGGCCUGGAGGGCGUCCCGUCGGACCGUCAGGCCUCGGCGCUACGCAACGUCUGCUCCGUGGCGUCCGGAGACGACUCGGACAUCUCGACGCGCAUCAAGCAGGAGCGGGUGGAGGACGAGGAGGCGGAGGACGGCGAGGGGGACGAGGGUCAGGGGGCGGGGUCUCCGUCUCCGGCUCAGGGCAGCAGUCCCAGUCAGAGUCUGCUGUUCAAAGAGCGAGCGCUGGUCCUGCUCUGUCCCCGCUGUGGCGAGCGCUGCUCGUCACCGGAGGGUCUGCGGGAGCACCUGUUCAGCCACGCCCUCGACCCCGCCCGCCUCAUGGGGGGGCUGUCGCAGGGCGGCGAGCUGGACACCGGCGGGGAGGAGGGGCCGCCGGGUGGACAGGAGCAGCUGGACGCAGGAUGUCUGGAGGAGGCGCUGCGGCAGAGCCAGGCACUCGCCAACCAGCUGGCCGCCGAGCUGAGGAGGAGCCGGGGGGGAGGAGGAGGAGGAGGAGGGGGAGGGGGGGGGAGUAGCCCCGCCCCCGCCGUCCUGCACUCACGCAAACGUAAGAUCGCCUGCGCCGUCUGCAGCCUGCGCUUCUCCCACAAGAGCCAGCUGCAGGAGCACAUGUACACCCACACGGGCAAACCGUCCCGCUACCACCGCUACAACCGCCUCUGUAGCCAGCUCUUCCAGGCCUCCGCCCACUUCUGCGAGGGCGCCGCAGAGCCCGGCGGAGGGGGCGGGGCCUCGGCCGGCGCCGCCGCUCUGUCGGAGGAAGCCAACAGGGACACGCAGGACAACGGCAGCUCCUGCUACUCGCUGGACUCUGAGAUCUCCCAGGAGAGCGUGGACGGCGUGCCAGUCGAGUGACGUCAUCAGACGAGAGUUUGUGUUGUCGUGUUUUACGUCCUCGGCCGCCGUACCUGUGCGGGUGUGUUUGAUCGUUGUGAGUCGGACUGUUCACUUCCUGCUGAUCAUCUUCAAACUGUCAGAUCCACUUCAUUCUGUCUUUAUGGAACUCGACCUGCAGAAUUGUGAGAAUCCUGAUCUUCCGCACCAGCGAACACCUGAAACACCCGAAACACCUGAAACACCUGAAACACCUGAAACACCUGAAACACCUGAGAACAAGAGGAUUCACUGAAAUGUUCCCUUCGUGUGAAACUGCCGUCAGCGUGAUGUAGAGAAUCAGAGCUGCUGGUCCUGUGUGUGUGUGUGUGUGCGUGUUGAGGAAGCAGCGGUGCCUUGGUGUGGUCAUGUGAUCGUGUGAUCAUGUGAUCAUACGAUGGUUUGAUUGUGUCGUUGAGCUUCGUCUCCCGUUAAAGACAAUCUGAGCUGGAAAACCAGCUUCAUUUCUCUGCUGUUUGUCAGUCUGAAGACGUUUUCUUCUUCUUCUUCUUCUUCUUCUUCUUCUUCUUCUUCUUCUUCUCUGAUCUCAUCAGUUUGUUUGUUGUUCCUUUAAAGGAUCAAACCGCUGUUUUUCAUUAAAUAUCAUCUUUCAUACACAGAAAGCAGCUUAAUGUUCUUCAGUGAGCGAACAAACAGAAGAAUAAAGAGCAGACAAUAAAUAACAGAAAGGAAUAAAAUAAUAAGGAGAGUCUGCUGCUGGGUGUGUAUCUCUAGAGACACACUGAUACACACACACACACACACACACACAUGUUUAAUUAGCCAAUCACAGUCAGUUUCUGCCAAAAUCAGCCAUCAAACAGCCUCAUAGCUCAGAAACCAGACGUCAGCGAUGAGACUGAUGGAUGAAAUGUGUUCAUAUGAUUUAAAAUAAGUUAGCUGAGACAGUUUGAGGAGCUUUUUCUGCGCUUUCAGGUGAUUUAUUCACAAGAAAAUGAGUCCUGUUAUAACGGAAGAAACGAGGAGAAGACAAGUUUGUCAACAUUUUGAUGUAUAAACUGGUUAUAGAGAUCAAAUCUGAAACUGUCCAAAAAUGUUUUAAAAUGUAAAGUGUGAUUCAUAAAAAGCAGAGCGGUUAUUAAAAGUGUCUUCAGACCGACAGAGUUCUGAGUCUAGUAACAGACGACAGUUUGAUUUAUAUUUGUGAACAUCUGUUUGUUCAGACAGAUGCUGACGUGUGUUUAAUCAGACUGGAGGUUCAGUUUCCUUCCUGCUUCAACGUCAUCAAACACAGUUUCUGAUCAUUAUUAACUCUUCAUUUCUAUAAAGACACAAAGUGAAAAUAAAUUGUUUUAAUAGAAUUUUUAAGUGUUUGAAACUUUACUUAAAAAAAAGGUUUUAUUAUU
Molecule: messenger RNA, 3545 nt
Organism: Thunnus maccoyii (southern bluefin tuna)
Lineage: Eukaryota; Metazoa; Chordata; Actinopteri; Scombriformes; Scombridae
Gene: zbtb25
Product: zinc finger and BTB domain containing 25
Exons: 3
Coding region: 787-2160 (457 amino acids)
Biological process (GO): regulation of transcription by RNA polymerase II
Cellular component (GO): nucleus
Molecular function (GO): DNA-binding transcription factor activity, RNA polymerase II-specific; RNA polymerase II cis-regulatory region sequence-specific DNA binding; protein binding
Source: RefSeq, a predicted model, not a curated record